Oryza sativa Japonica Group (Japanese rice) is the source of this 4818-nucleotide messenger RNA. RefSeq lists its product as uncharacterized. Gene Ontology annotation, molecular function: protein binding. Lineage: Eukaryota; Viridiplantae; Streptophyta; Magnoliopsida; Poales; Poaceae. The record is from RefSeq and is a predicted model, not a curated record.
UCUCCCCACGUGUCUGCACGCCGCACCUCUCUCUACACGCACGCGUCUCUCCCAUCUCCCCCUUCCCCUCUCUCUCCACAUUAUCUCUUUCUUUUUGCUUACUCGCUGGUGACCGACAAUGAAGGCCUCUCUCCGGCGAGCUCCCUUCUCCCUCUAGUAAGCUUUCUUCGGCAACCAGGUUAGCCUUCUUUUUCGACGCUGAUCCCCACUGUGUCAUCGUCCUAGCCUCACCAACGAGAUCUUUAGCUUUGGCUAGCCAGCAUCAACAGGAAUCAACGUGUCGCCACACCCCUGCCCGGCACAGCCUUCCCCUCGCUUUACCCUGCCACCAACACCAGCCCUCCACCGGUUGCUGACCCCCGUGGCUCCGCGACAGUGCCACCGCAUUGCUCGCCCUUGUUUGCCACCCAACGCCGGUCCGCCGCCUCACAAGCCCUCCCUCUAAGCCCGAUCCCCACUUACCUCUCUCUAAUGCCACUUUCCCUCCACCACACUCUCGAAGUUCUAACCCUAACUAUAGCUUGUCGUCAUGUGGUCGAAAACUGCGUGCGACGUUCCUCCCUAGCGAGCACGCGUUAAUUAGGAUUGCUAUUAAAUACUCCCUCCGUUUUACAAUGUAAGUAAUUCUAGUAUUUCACACAUUUAUAUUACAUUUAUAUUGAUGCUAAUGAAUCUAGAUAUAUAUUAGAUAUAUAUUGUGAAACGGAGGUAGUACUUAAAUACAUCCACUUGUGGCGUACUACUAAUUUAUUACCACUAAGAAAAAAAAUAACAUAGGCAACCUCUGGAUGGGCCCUAGAGCGACACGGUUCGGACAUUUGGCCCAUCAACACAAAACGACAAAACAAGACAUAACCCUAACAACAGGAGUAGUCGCUCUCGCUCUCACGCCACUUCGCUAGUACUCCACCUCCCACUCCACUCCGGACUCCCACGCCACACGACUCCACUCCACUCCCCAAACCCUCGCGUCCUCCUCCCUCCCUCCCUCCCGCGCGCCGCCGCCGCCGCCGGCCACCAUGGAGCUCGGCAAGGAGGCCCUCGUCGGCGUCAGCAUGGACCACAUGCGAUCCUCCAUGCAGCGCGGCGGCCUGCCGCCGGAGAUGCUGGAGGUCGGCAUGGAGCUGAUGCGGGUCCUCGUGGGGGACUCCAUCCCGGACCCGCCCGUCUCCACCCUCCCGCGCCUCGCCCCCGCCGCCGCCGCGCGCGCCCCCGCCGACGGCGUCGACCGCAUCAGCCGCCUCCCCGACGAGCUCCUCCGCGACGUCGUGUCCCGCCUCCCCGCCAGGGACGGCGCGCGCACCGCCGCGCUGUCCACGCGCUGGCGCGGCGUCUGGCACUCGGUGCCCCUGGCGCUCGUCGACGCCCACCUCGCACCGCAGGGACGCGGCGGCGGCGGCGUCGUUGCCGCCGUGUCCCGCGUCCUCGCCGCGCACCCGGGCCCCUUCCGCUGCGCGCACCUCACCACCACCUCCAUGGAGGCGCACCGGGGCGAGGUCGCGCGCUGGCUCGAGGCCCUCGCCGCCAAGGGCGUCCAGGACCUAGUGUUUGUCAACCGCCCGUGGCCGCUCGACCUCCGCCUCCCGGCCGCGCUCUUCGCCUGCUCCUCCCUCACCCGCCUCCACGUCGGCGUCUGGCGCCUCCCGGACACCCGCGCCGUCCCGCGCGGCGCCGCCUUCCCCCACCUCCGUGAGAUGGUGCUCUCCUGCGUCGUCAUGGAGGACCGGGACCUCGCCUUCCUGCUCGACAGGAGCCCCGCCCUGGAGAAGCUCGCCAUCAUCACGUGCCAAGACGGCGCCCGCGUCCGCCUCACCAGCCGCAGCCUCCGCAUCUUGCAGGUCUGCCUGACCGUCGUCAACUACGUCGACGUGGUGGACGCGCCGCGCCUGGAGCGGCUCAUGCUCUGGAUGACGAGCAAGCACCGGAGCUGCCUCUCCUCCAUGGUCAAGAUCCGCAAUGCGCCCAAGCUGCGGUCGCUGGGAUUCAUGGAGCCUGGAAUGCACGAGCUGGAGAUCGGCAGCACCAUCAUCCAGGCGGGGAUGAAAUUGAGCCCAAGCACUGUUGUCCCGAGUGUCAAGAUCUUGGCACUAGAGGUGAAAUUCACAGUCCGCUAUGAAGCCAGAAUGCUUCCAAGCUUCCUCAAAUGCUUCCCCAAUGUCGAGACUCUCCAUAUCCAUUCUGCAGUUGAAGAUGAGCCAACCGGCAAGAGCAAGCUCAAUCUCAAGUUCUGGCAGGAUGCCGGCCCGAUCGAGUGUGUCCAGCACCACAUCAAGAAGGUGAUCAUGCGCGAGUUCCGCGGAACAAAGAGCGAGCUCACGUUCCUCAAGUUCGUCGCGGAGCGUGCGCGGAAGCUGGAGAGGAUGGUCGUCGUGGUGACCAAUGGAUGCUUCUGCUCGUCGGGCUGUCAAGGAGAUACGCAGGCUCAGAUGGAGACCCUCAUGGCUUCCGCGAAAUGGGCCAGCGAAGGGAGUAAGCUGGUAGCAUUCGAGAACCCUCACUCUCAGGUUGGAACUCCAGCUUGGAGCUUCCAAUUUGCAUUCAAUUUUGAUUGGAGUGACCCUUUCGAUUAUGGCUACGAUCAAGCAUCCCUGGGUGAGCCUGUCAGUAAAAGGAAAGCAACAGAGUUAAAGUCACUGGGUAAUAAGGCGGUCGAGAAAAAGGAUUAUCUUUCUGCAACAGGAUUCUACAGUCAGGCAGUGGACCUUUACCCUGAUGAUGCAACCUUGUUCUCAAAUAGAAGCCUUUGCUGGCAUCACAUGGGUGAUGGACACAAGGCUUUGUUGGAUGCUUAUGAAUGCAGGAAAUUGCGGCCUGACUGGCUGAAGGCCUACUACCGACAGGGUGCUGCUCUGAUGCUACUGAAGGACUAUGAGAGUGCUUGCGAAACACUUUACGAUGGAUUCAAGUUGGAUCCAGGGAACUCUGAGAUGGAGGAUGCAUUACGGGAAGCUCUGGCGUCCUUGAAGGCAUCUGCAAGCACGGAGGCUAGGGCAGAGGACCUCCUCUCGCUAGCAUUAGCAUUGCCACUCCACUCCGCCAUCAUUCCACGUUCCGGGAGCCCAGCCAUGGCGCCGCCUCUCCCCAGCGAUCCCCGGGCGCCGACGCGGCGGCUCCUCCAGGCAGCGGCGGACGGCGACCUCGCCGCCUUCAAGAGGAUCGCGGGCAAGCUGGACGGCGGGAAGGGCCGCCUCCGGGAGACGGUGGAGGGGGUGAGGGACCGGGGCGCCGGGGCGCUGCACGUCUCCUCCGGCCGCGGGAUGCUCGCGGUGUGCUCGUACCUGGUCGAGGAGCUCCAGGUGGACGUCGACGCCGCCGACGAUUCAGGCGAUACACCUCUGGCUUAUGCAGUUCGUGGUCGUUCCAUCGAUGGUGUGAAGUAUCUUCUUGACCAUGGUUCCAAUCCAGAUAAGCCUGAUAAUAAAGGAUAUACACCUCUCCAUGUGGCAGCUAUUAAAGGAGAGUGUGAAAUAGCAAAAAUCUUACUCUCAAGAGGUGCUCAUGUUGACUCAUUUUCUUCUCAUGGGACACCACUGCAUCUUUCUGCUUUCUGCCAGCAGGAUGGUGUGAUGAAGAUUUUGUUGGACCACCAUGCAGAUUUUAACAAGCUACUCAAACCUGUGUUUACACCUCUCAUCAUGGCUCUCAAUGCUGGCUCGCUGAAAUGUGUUGUGCUUCUGCUUAAGGCUGGUGCUGAUGUGAAGGGUGUUGGUACGGUAACUCCCUUAAUAACUGCUGCAAACAACGGGCAAACUGACUUCUAUAAGUGCUUACUGGAGGCUGGUGCAGAUCCUAAUGUUCCAGAUGAAUUCGGCCACCUUCCAAUAGAACUCGCUGCAUAUAACAAUAGGAGGAAAGAUGUUGAGAUCUUACUUCCCGUAACUUCUCGUAUUCCAUCUGUGUGUGACUGGAGUGUUGAUGGGGUAAUUAGUUAUGUGAAAUCGUGUCCAUCGGUGGAGGAUGACCCUAUGUACAAAAUGAGUCCAGCUGAUAUGAAGUUAGCAGCAAGUGAGGCAUACAGGAGACAAGAUUACAUUACUGCAAUGAAGCUCUAUACUAGGCUAACAGAUAUCUGCCCGCAUGAUGCAACCCUAUUCUCAAAUAGGAGCCUUUGCUGGCUUAAGAUGGGUGCAGGGGUCAAUGCAUUGCAGGAUGCUCAAAUUUGCAGGUUGAUGCAUUCUGACUGGUCGAAGGCAUGCUAUCUGGAAGGUGCUGCUCAAAUGUUACUGAAGGACUUUGAAAAGGCAUGUGAUGCGUUUUUUGAUGGACUCAAAUUGGAUCCAGCAAGUGAUGAGAUUGCAGAAGCAUUAAGGAAAUCUUUCGAAUCCUUGAAGAUAUCUCAUGCUGCCAAAGUGGGUAUUGGAUUGCCAUCUUCUCAGAAGAAAAUCAUAAGAUAAUCUGCCAGCGUAGCGCUGUUGCAAAGGCCGUUUUGUGAAAUACCCCACCUGGUCUUGUAAAUAGUUCCUAAACAACUGAACAAGCUCAACGACUCUUACCAAAGUUUCGUCUCUGAAGAAAGUCGGUGGGUUGCCUCGGAGGUAAGGUACUCCCUCCGUUUCACAAUGUAAGUCAUUCUAGCAUUUCCACAUUCAUAUUGAUGCUAAUGAAUCUAGACAUAUAUAUCUAUUUAGAUUCAUUAGCAUCAAUAUGAAUGUGAAAAAUGGUAGAAUGAAAGUAGCUGGCUCACAGGAAGACUCCGGUUUAGAUCCUGAACUAAUACGGGCAGACAGGCACCUUUGUACAUUCUGUGUUACUACCUUCUUUAAUCUUGACGUUGUAUAGCCUGACGUGCGGCUCCUCAAUCAAAUGAUCGUUUCGUUU